Messenger RNA from Penicillium concentricum, 1335 nucleotides. Its product is annotated as SIP1 domain-containing protein. The transcript is spliced from 2 exons. The record is from RefSeq and is a predicted model, not a curated record. Gene Ontology annotation, cellular component: nucleus; SMN complex. The coding region runs from base 1 to 1335 and encodes 444 amino acids. Gene Ontology annotation, biological process: spliceosomal snRNP assembly. NCBI's taxonomy places the organism in Eukaryota, Fungi, Ascomycota, Eurotiomycetes, Eurotiales, Aspergillaceae.
AUGCCCGACAAGAGAAUAGCCACCAUGUCACCCCGCCCCUUGAAACGUGCUCGGGUAUCUUAUGACGAAGAUGAUGAUGAAGCAUCUUCGGCGGCGUCUUAUGAGCGUCCCCGUCAGCAUCCCCUCUAUGGGCAGAAGAGCGCGUUUCCGGGUUUGGAUGAUGGAGGCGAUGGACUGCUGUACGAUGAUCCAGAGGAUGGAUUAGAAUAUCUACGCAUGGUUCGAUCCGAAGCAAACUCACUACCUGUGCUAUUUUCUGCGCCUACCCAGACAACAGACCCGUCAAAUCUAGCAUCGAACGCGCAACGUGAUCUAAAACCACUUGAUCCAAACAAUCCUCCUUUGCCAGCAGGCUUUUACGAGGACGAAGCCUAUAUUGCUCCUGUGGGGGAUCUGUACGAAGACAACGCCGCACAUUCCCCUUCAAAACUCGAUGAACUCUACCCCGAUGCGCAAAGAUCAUACAACAAUCUUCUCCGACAUCGAUUCCUCCUCUUGCGAUCGACCCUACGAUGCAGUCCACCCGCAGGUGCUAUCAAUACCCUCGACAAUGACCACCCUAUCAGCCUCCCCCGAAAGGCCGGGUCUGCGCACAAAACAUGGCGCCGGCUUUUGGUUACAGUCGAACCACUCAUGGUGCAACUGGCAAGCAUGGACAUGGACAGCGUGCUAGAAGUGCUGGAAAUACUAGCGCGGAUGAUGUCUGAUGUUGUGCGCGGUGACGACACCCAGCGCGUACGGCGCAUUGGAGCCUGGGCUUGGGGCUUGUUGGGGAAGUGCCGUGAGGUUGGACAACUUUCUACUCGAGAGGUGGGAGUUAUUCGAAAUCUAGGCAAACGAGCUGCGACGAUUUUGCGCAAGGUGCAAGAGCUAGAGAACGACGAGUAUGAGGAGGAGGUUGAUUCUUCUGUGGCAGACCUACCAAAAGAUGAAAUCCAGCAGGGUACUCUCGUUGAAGAUGAGAAAGAUGCCAAGGGAAAAGCUCAGCAGGGAUAUACAGUCCAGGACGAGGAAGCGACCAAGCAGGAAACUCAGCCGGAGGUUACAGUUCAGAAUGAGGAGGAAAGCAACCAAGAAUUGCCGAAGAGUGCGGAAGCAGAAGACAUUAGCAUGCCUGAUGCAUCGCUAGCACAAUUCGAGUUGGAGGCGGCCAAGACCCGCUUGCAAGCUCGGCUGCAGAACAAUUUCGACUCUGUUGAGACAUCUGCUAGCAGUGAAGAAGAAGAAGAUGACUGGUCGAUUCAGACCCAUGCCCUGCUCGACAUGAUCAUGACAGUGGUUGGUGAGUUCUUUGGUCAGCGGGAUCUGUUGGCUGAACGUGAGAUCUGGGAUUAA